Messenger RNA from Suricata suricatta (meerkat), 1794 nucleotides. It is a transcript of the gene LSAMP, whose product is annotated as limbic system associated membrane protein. Gene Ontology annotation, cellular component: plasma membrane; neuron projection. The record is from RefSeq and is a predicted model, not a curated record. NCBI's taxonomy places the organism in Eukaryota, Metazoa, Chordata, Mammalia, Carnivora, Herpestidae. The transcript is spliced from 9 exons. Bases 432 to 1517 code for a protein of 361 amino acids. Gene Ontology annotation, biological process: homophilic cell-cell adhesion.
UUUACACUCCCUGGCAGGCUGGGUGCCGGCUCCCUCGCCCGCCCGCCUGGGAAAGUGGGUUAGGGAGGGCAGGAGCUCAGCUCGGACCCUGGCGAAGGAGCACCCAGCCCGGAGCGGACCGGAGAGGACCCCCUUCCUUCGGCCGCUUUCUCUUCCUCUUUUCCGGAGGGCUUUACAUUUGCACUCUCUCCUUUUAAAUUUUGUUCCCGUGACUUUCCCCCCCACCUCGCGGUUUACGAGGGCUUUGUCGAGUCUCAGAAGGAGGACACCCUGAGCCGGGCGGAGAGCGAGGGAAAGUGGCACGGCACAGACUGGCAAAGCCCGGUCCGCGCUGGCGGUUGAUGAGAGCCCGGUGUUUGUAGAGCCCCUGGGCGUGAGCGGCGCGCACACACCCUCCGGAGUCCGCGGACCUGCACCUCGGCGUGGCCACCAUGGUCGGCAGAGUUCAGCCUGAUCGGAAACAGUUGCCGCUGGUCCUACUGAGAUUGCUCUGCCUUCUUCCCACAGGACUGCCUGUUCGCAGCGUGGAUUUUAAUCGAGGCACGGACAACAUCACCGUGAGGCAGGGGGACACGGCCAUCCUCAGGUGUGUUGUGGAGGACAAGAACUCGAAGGUGGCCUGGUUGAACCGAUCUGGCAUCAUUUUUGCUGGGCAUGACAAAUGGUCUCUGGACCCUCGGGUUGAGCUGGAGAAACGCCAUUCUCUGGAAUACAGCCUCCGAAUCCAGAAGGUGGAUGUCUAUGAUGAGGGUUCCUAUACUUGCUCGGUUCAGACACAGCAUGAGCCCAAGACCUCCCAAGUUUACUUGAUCGUGCAAGUUCCACCAAAGAUCUCCAACAUCUCUUCAGAUGUCACUGUGAAUGAGGGCAGCAAUGUAACCCUGGUCUGCAUGGCCAAUGGCCGUCCUGAACCUGUGAUCACCUGGAGACACCUUACACCAACUGGGAGAGAAUUCGAAGGGGAAGAAGAAUAUCUGGAGAUCCUUGGCAUCACCAGGGAGCAGUCAGGCAAAUAUGAGUGCAAAGCUGCCAAUGAAGUCUCCUCGGCGGAUGUCAAACAAGUCAAGGUCACUGUGAACUAUCCUCCCACCAUCACAGAAUCCAAGAGCAAUGAAGCCACCACAGGACGGAAAGCUUCACUCAAAUGUGAGGCCUCCGCAGUGCCUGCACCUGACUUUGAGUGGUACCGGGAUGACACCAGGAUAAACAGUGCUAAUGGCCUUGAGAUUAAGAGCACGGAGGGCCAGUCCUCCCUGACGGUGACCAACGUCACUGAGGAACACUAUGGCAACUAUACCUGCGUGGCUGCCAACAAUCUGGGGGUCACCAAUGCCAGCCUAGUUCUUUUCAAGCGUGUUUCACCCACAAUCCCCCAUCCCAUUCAAGAAAUUGGCACCACCGUGCACUUCAAGCAAAAAGGGCCCGGGUCGGUGAGAGGAAUAAAUGGAUCCAUCAGCCUGGCCGUCCCACUGUGGCUGCUGGCAGCAUCUCUGCUCUGCCUUCUCAGCAAAUGUUAAUAGAAUAAAAAUUUAAAAAUAAUUUAAAAAACACACAAAAAUGCGUCACACAGGAUACAGAGAGAGAGAGAAAGCGAGAUGGGGGAGACUCUUUAUUUCACAACUUUGUGUGUUUAUAAAUGGAGUGGGAAAUAAGAAAACGAAGAAGAAAAUACAUUUAAAACCAUUUUAAAGUCCAUCAAUAAAAAUUUAAGUAUAAAUCAGGGUGGGAAAAGUUCUACAAGGAUAUGUGUAUAUCGAAGCAAAUGUAUGCUAUAUAAAGACUACAUCAAGCUAA